AUGGUCAGGAAGCUCCGUGCAAAGGUGGACCCGAUCGCCGGUGCCUUGCCCAAAACUUACCUCGACGCAGGUCCCGCCGCCGCCACAGCAUACGUCUAUCAUGCGCUCGAACACGACCUCGACAGCACAGACCGCUUCCAGCUCUACCAGUACACCGUCUCUUUCUUCCUCCGUCACGAUCAAGUCGCUCGAGCCACCCUGCUCUAUGCCCGCAUGGUACGCGACGGCUACCUUCCCUCCGUCUCCCUCCGCACCCAGAUGCGCGUCAUCAGAGAGGCAGAGUCCCUCACUCCUGACGAGCACGAACAAGUACUCCUCCCCAUCAUCGGUCACGCAUUCGACAACAAAUCCUACGACGACGACGCUCUCGCAGACCUCCUCCAGCUCCUCGCAGAAGGCGUGCGCGUUCCUCCGUCAUUCAUUGACCGCGUCGUCCACCUCUUCCUCUCCAAACGCGACCCCGGCUUCCAGCUCUCUGCGCAUACACUCAGCUGUAUAGUACGCCUCCACGCUCGCGCAGGCGACAAAGAAGGCGCCGCACGGUGGUCCUCCGAGCGGCUUCCCCCGCUCCCUCAGUCUUCCUCUCCCCGCGGCUUCAUCAACCCCGCCCCUUACACCACCCUCCUCCGCGACCUCGCCCACGCCAAUCCCGACGACGACCUCUACAACUGGGCCCUCUCCGAGAUCGAAUCCCCCAACCCCUCCAUCCGCGUCGACCUCCCCUUCCUCAACGCCGUCCUCGCCCACGCCUUCGGCCAACGGCACUUCGACGCCCUCUUCUCCCUCUACGCCCACAUGGUCGAGCAGCGCACGCCCGCCCUCACCCCGGACGGACACACCUUCUCCACCAUCUUCCGCGCCGUCCACCAAACGACCUGCAAGUUCUCCCGCCGGUCGAAGCGCACGCGCGGCAUGAAGCCCCCCGAGAACGUCCCCGCCCCGCGCGCCGUCUUCCGCGACAUGCUCACCUGCCUCGCCGCGCGCACCGCGCCUGCCCCCACCCCCGUCCUCGACGCCCUCGCGCUGCGCAAGGCCCUGCGCGCCUUCAUGGGCCAGUACGACUACCCCGCCGCGCUCGUCGCCGUGCGCCUCCUCCGCACACACGCCGCGCUCGUCGGCCCGCCCACGCUCCCCCUCUACCGCGUCGUCGUCAACGCGCUCCUCGGGCGCGUCAAGGUCCACCUCCCGCGCAUCGCGCUCCGCCCCGACCCCCAGCGCGUCUGGACGUACCGCUUCCUCGGCCUCGGCGACCUCCCCCCGCACCUCCGCACGCGGCCCCAGUUCGACAUGGCGAUGGUGCACCGCGUCCUGCUCGCCGGCGUCCGCUCGCCCGCCGGCCUCGGCUGGAUCCCCGCCCCGGACUACGCCGCGCGGCGCGAGAUCCCGCUCGAGGGCCUCGGCGGGCGCGCGCAGCGCGAGCUGCAGGUCCCGGACCAGGGCGUGUUCGAGGCGAACGGGAUGCCGACCGCGCUGCAGCUCGUGGGGCUCGAGUAUGUCGAGGAGGACAGGCCGUUCGCCGUCGCGCCGCUCGAGCGCCUCCUCACGAGGGCCAUGCUCGCUUCGGCGGACAUGCAGGAUCCGGAGGGGUUCCUGUCGCAGACGGCGGCCGAGGCUGUUGCGCAGGCGACGCUGGAGAUGGUUCCGAGGCCUGAGGACUUGCGUAAGGAGUCGGCGAUGCCUUUGGUGAAUUCGUAA
Messenger RNA from Dichomitus squalens LYAD-421 SS1, 1695 nucleotides. RefSeq lists its product as uncharacterized. The transcript has a single exon. Bases 1 to 1695 code for a protein of 564 amino acids. The record is from RefSeq and is a predicted model, not a curated record. NCBI's taxonomy places the organism in Eukaryota, Fungi, Basidiomycota, Agaricomycetes, Polyporales, Polyporaceae.